AUGUACCGCGCACGUAUCAGACGCAUCUUCCAGGGUGCAGAUCCUCAAGUCCUCGUCGCAUUCUGGCUCUUUGGCCUCAUCAACAACAUCCUCUACGUCCUCAUCCUCUCCGCAGCUCUCGACCUCGUCGGUCCCUCCGUCCCAAAAUCCGUCGUCCUCCUCUGCGACGUCGUGCCUUCCUUCAUCGCAAAACUCAUCCUGCCCUACAUAAUCCAAUCCGUCCCCUAUAGCGUCCGCGUCUGCAUCUUCGUCAUCCUCUCAACAUGGGGCAUGCUCCUCGUUGCUCUCGCCACCGGCCCUACCACCCCUACAACCCCUACAAAACCCCCUUCUUCUGCCCUGAACACCAAACCCACAAUUUGGAGCUCCCUCCCGCACCCAGACAGCAGCGUCAUAUCCACAAAGAUGGCCGGCGUUAUACUGGCAAGUCUGAGCUCUGGCGCAGGCGAGCUCAGCUUCCUGGGUCUCACACACUUCUAUGGCCCCUUCGCUCUCGCGGCAUGGGGCAGUGGAACAGGCGGUGCAGGGCUGCUAGGAGCGGGCAUGUAUGCUCUCUUCACGGUCUCAUUCGGUCUGAGCUCCGAGCGGACACUGCUCGUGAGCUCGGCCCUGCCUCUUGUGAUGCUCGUCGCCUUCUUUGGCGUCUUGCCGAAGGGGCCUUUGAAGAGGAAGAAAGCGCUCGUAAAGCAGCGAUCUAGUUCCGUGGAUGUGAGUGGUGAUGAGAAUAGCGCGCACGAAAGAGAUCCUAUGUUGGGGAUUUCUCACGAAGAAGAUGGAGCAGAAGACGGACUGCUCGCGCAGUCUCCACACACCAGGACGUCACCAAUCGUACGGGUGGAGAGGAGGUGGCUCCAGACCUUCGCUCAAAACCUGCGUCGGUCGCGAUCGCUUUUCAUUCCUUAG
Molecule: messenger RNA, 903 nt
Organism: Bacidia gigantensis
Lineage: Eukaryota; Fungi; Ascomycota; Lecanoromycetes; Lecanorales; Ramalinaceae
Exons: 2
Coding region: 1-903 (300 amino acids)
Biological process (GO): regulation of intracellular pH
Cellular component (GO): membrane; vacuole
Source: RefSeq, a predicted model, not a curated record